Molecule: messenger RNA, 1715 nt
Organism: Paralichthys olivaceus (Japanese flounder)
Lineage: Eukaryota; Metazoa; Chordata; Actinopteri; Pleuronectiformes; Paralichthyidae
Source: RefSeq, a predicted model, not a curated record
GUGUGUGUGUGUGGUAGCUCUAUAGAUACAUCAGCAGCUGAGUCUUUGCCCGGCGUCGUCUGUUGCGUGUUUGCUGAAGACAUCCCCGGAUCGAACGUCACUGGAGCUGUCGUGUACGAUGAGACCGUCCUCGCUGACCGAGAGGUGACAUGCGUGGGUCACGUCAUCGGAGCCGUGGUGGCCGACACUCAGCUCCGCGCUCAGAGAGCCGCCAAGGCCGUGAAGAUCGAGUAUGAAGAGCUGCAGCCCAUCGUCACCAUCCAGGAGGCCAUCGCCGCCCAGUCCUUCUAUGAGCCAAUCAGAAGCAUCCAGAAGGGAGAAUUGGAGGCGGGGUUUAAACAGGCAGACCACAUCCAGGAAGGUGAGAUUCACAUGGGGGGUCAGGAACAUUUCUACCUGGAGACCAACGUCACGCUGGCGGUUCCCCGAGGAGAAGACGGUGAGAUGGAGCUCUUCGUUUCCACUCAGGCUCCGACCAAGACGCAGUCUCUGGUGGCGAAGGCGUUGGGCGUCCCCGCUAACAGGGUGCUGGUGCGAGUGAAGAGAAUGGGCGGAGGCUUCGGCGGGAAGGAGAGCCGAACCACCGUGUUGUCCACUGUGGUCGCCGUGGCAGCGAACAAGCUGAAGAGGCCGGUGAGGUGCAUGUUGGACAGAGACGAGGACAUGUUGAUCACUGGAGGGAGACACCCCUUCUAUGGGAAAUACAAGGUGGGUUUUCUCAACAGCGGUAAAGUCGUGGCUCUGGAUGUGUCGUACUACAGCAACGCAGGAAACUCCAUGGACCUGUCUCUGUCCGUCCUAGAGCGAGCUUUGUUCCACAUGGAGAACUCGUACAGUGUGGCUAACAUUCGCGGCCGAGGCUUCUGUUGCCGCACCAACUUGCCGUCCAACACCGCGUUCAGAGGCUUCGGAGGGCCGCAAGGCAUGAUGGUCGCUGAGAGCUGGAUGACGGACGUGGCUCAGAGGGUGGGGAGGCCGGCGGAAGAGGUGCGUCGGUUGAACCUGCACGUGGAAGGGGAGGCGACAUCCUACAACCAGGUCCUGGAUCAAUUCACUCUGGACCGCUGCUGGGACGAGUGUCUGUCACGAUCUGAUUACCAACAACGCCGAGCUGCCAUCGACCGCUACAACAGACAGAACCGAUGGACCAAACGAGGCCUCGCCAUCGUCCCCACCACGUUUGGUAUCAGCUUCACGGCUGUUUUCCUCAACCAGGCCGGAGCUCUGGUUCACGUCUACACCGACGGUUCAGUGUUGUUGACUCACGGUGGGACAGAGAUGGGACAGGGUCUCCACACCAAGAUGGUGCAGGUCGCCAGCAGAGUUCUGGAUAUCUCGUGUUCAAAGAUCCACAUCUCAGAGACCAGCACCAACACAGUCCCCAACACCAGCCCCACUGCCGCCUCCGCCUCCUCCGACCUCAACGGAGCCGCCGUGCAGAACGCCUGCGAGGUCCUCAUGAAACGUCUGGAGCCGUACAAGAUCAAGAACCCCAAAGGAUCAUGGGAGGACUGGGUUAAAGCUGCGUAUUUCGACCGAGUCAACCUCAGUGCCAACGGAUUUUACAAGACUCCAGACCUUGGUUACGACUUUGACACAAACCGCGGCCGAGCGUUCAACUACUACAGCUACGGAGUCGCCUGUUCAGAGGUGGAGAUCGACUGUCUCACCGGAGCCCACAAGGUCCGUCUGAAACCAAACGCACCAAACAGAAA